Molecule: messenger RNA, 1491 nt
Organism: Quercus robur (English oak)
Lineage: Eukaryota; Viridiplantae; Streptophyta; Magnoliopsida; Fagales; Fagaceae
Product: chaperone protein dnaJ 50
Exons: 10
Coding region: 83-985 (300 amino acids)
Biological process (GO): protein folding
Cellular component (GO): endoplasmic reticulum membrane
Source: RefSeq, a predicted model, not a curated record
UCUAAUAUAACGGAAGCAUUCGACUCCAGAGAGUCUCUGCUUCCGAACCCAAAAAAAGAAAAAGAAAAAAAAGAAAAAAGCAAUGGCGGCAGCGAUCCGGUGGUGCGCGGUGGUUUCAGCCGUGAUUCUGUUUUCUCUUCUCAUUUCUCCAUCGACUGCGAUCUACUGCGACGAAGACGAUUGCUAUGAUCUCCUCGGGGUUACGCAGAGUGCUAACGCUUCGGAAAUCAAGAAAGCUUACUAUAAGCUAUCACUCAAACAUCACCCGGAUAAGAACCCCGAUCCGGAAUCGAAGAAACUGUUUGUGAAAAUUGCCAAUGCAUAUGAGAUUUUGAAGGACGAGGAUACGCGAGCCCAAUACGAUUAUGCAAUUGAACAUCCUGAGGAGGUAUUUUACAAUACAGCUCGUUACUAUCAGGCAUACUAUGGUCACAAAACAGAUACUCGUGCUGUCCUUAUUGGCCUUCUUCUAGUUCUCUCAGCAUUUCAGUAUCUCAACCAGUGGACAAGGUAUAAUCAGGCUAUUGAAAUGGUCAAGAAGACGCCUGCUUACAAAAAUAAAUUACGAGCCUUGGAACUUGAACGCAGUGGAGGAACAACAAAUAAGAAGAAGAGUAACAAGCAGAUGAGCAACAGGAAAUUGGAAGAAGAUUUCAGUAAAGAACUUGAUCUGCAGAUAAAAGGAGCUGAAAUGCCCUCGGUCUGGGAGCUUGUUGGUGUCCGUUUUGUACUUCUACCUUACACUAUUGGAAAGCUAUUAUUAUGGUCAGGUUGUUGGUUCUGGAGAUACAAGGUGAAGAAAGCUCCAUAUUCUUGGGAAGAUGCCUCCUACCUGACACAAAGAUCCCUUGGAGCUUCUCUUGAUGCGUGGAAAACUGUUGAUGAUGCCACAAAGGAAGAUCUUGUUCAUAGACGUUUAUGGGAGAAGCCCAACUUGGAGAGCUACAUGUCUGAGAUGCGGAAAGAAUCAAAGCGCAGACGAUGAAAGAUUUUGAGGCCUUAUAUAAUACUCAUGACACAAUUUUGAUAGAAGUAAAACCUAUACAAAAUCAUCCACAACUGUACUAAGAUAUGAGAACCGUGGGUUGGUUUAUAGGAAAAUGGCAAGAGUAGGAUCAUUGUUGCAAACCACCAAAUUAGCAACGUGUGUAUGCUUUGAAAUACGAAGUCUAGACUCUAGAGGUGAGCUUAUAUGAUUGGUUUGUGGGUCAAUACUAUAGGCCUUGAAGUAGAGUUUUUCAGACUGGUGUUAUCUCGGAGGCCUUAGGGACUUUUUUGGUUUUUGCUGUUGUUUUUGUUUUUUAUAUCUAUGACCCCCUAAACUAAUAAUUUCUCAAGUAAUUUUAGAAGGAAGAGAGGAGACCCAUAAGCAGUUUGUAGAACUCGAAAACCAUUUAUUUAUUUUGACAGGAACGUCUAAAUUUAUUGUACUGGCUAAAAUAAAGCGACAUUGUAUUGAUCUCAAAAUUGGCAUUCUGCAUUCCGGAUUUC